Molecule: messenger RNA, 3622 nt
Organism: Selaginella moellendorffii
Lineage: Eukaryota; Viridiplantae; Streptophyta; Lycopodiopsida; Selaginellales; Selaginellaceae
Product: pentatricopeptide repeat-containing protein At2g39620
Exons: 1
Coding region: 7-3573 (1188 amino acids)
Biological process (GO): RNA modification
Cellular component (GO): intracellular membrane-bounded organelle
Molecular function (GO): RNA binding; protein binding
Source: RefSeq, a predicted model, not a curated record
AAUGAUAUGAGCUUUGGACAAACGCGGCGGCGUCUCCUCAGCACAGCGAUCAUCGAUUCUCCCGACACCUCCUUGCAGCGGUUGGCACGCCUCGACGACGAUCUCCACCACUUGCAAUUCCAGUCGCCCUUCCAGGUGCGCCAGACCUACGCCGCGCUCCUCAAGCACUGCGGCAAUGCGGCCGCCCUACCGCAGGGGCGGCGAAUUCACGCCCACAUUGUCGCCAGCGGCCUCGCCAGCGAUGGAUUCCUGGGCGAUCACCUCCUCCAGAUGUAUGGCAAAUGCGGCAGCGUCGACGACGCCAUCCAGGUCUUCCACUCCCUCCCGCGAAGAAGCCUCUUCUCCUGGAACUUCAUCAUCGCGGCAUUCGCCAAGAACAGGCAUGGCCGCAAGGCGAUCGAGAUGUUUAGGAGCAUGGACUCGGCGGGGAUCAAGCCCGACAGCGCUACUCUCUCCAGCGUCCUUGGCGCUUGCUCCAGCUUGAGGGAUCUGGAAGAAGGUCGGAGGAUCCAUGGCAGGAUUUCCAGUGGCGAGUUCCAGAGCGGGAUAGUUGUGGAGACUGGGCUCGUGAAGAUGUAUGCCCGCUGUGGGAGGCUGCGAGAGGCCAGAGAGGUGUUCGAUCGGAUCGAGAACAAGGACGUGAUAUGCUGGAAUUCGAUGAUCGCGGCGUAUGCCCAGGGCGGGCAUAGCGCCCAAGCUCGGCAGCUCUGCGAGGAGAUGGAAGGUUUCGGAGUGAAAGCCAGCGACACGACUUUCGCUGGGAUCCUGGGAGCUUGUUCCUCGCUCGAGGAAGGGAAGAAGAUCCAUUCCAGAGCCCUUGCCAGGGGUCUCUCGUCCUCGAUCAUCGUACAGAACGCGCUUGUGAGCAUGUACGCGCGGUGCUCUAGACUGGACGUUGCGAGGGUCGUGUUUGACAAGAUCGAGAGCAAGAGCGUGGUCUCCUGGAACGCUAUGAUCGCUGCUUGUGCUCGGCAAGGAGAGGCCGAGCAAGCGCUGCAGCUUUUCAAGAGGAUGGAGCUGGAGCCCAACGAAGUCACCUUUGCAAGCGUUUUCAAUGCUUGUUCUUUGCUGCCGGAUCAUCGGGAGGUGGGAAAGAGGAUCCACGAUCGUAUUCGAGGCUCUCACCUGGAAGCCAAUGUGACCGUGGCCACUGCCAUCGUGACCAUGUAUGGCAAGUUCGGGAAAGUUGGUAUGGCGAGACAAGUUUUCAAUGGGAUCCAGCACAAGAAUGUGGUGUCCUGGAACGCGAUGCUGGGAGCUUACACACAGAAUAAUCUGGACAGGGAAGCUCUUGAAGUUUAUCACGAGAUGGUGGCGCAGAAAGUCCAGCGGGAUGAAGUUACGGUGGUGAUUGCUCUGGGGAUCUCUGCAAGCUUGCGACUGCUAAAACUCGGGAUCGAGCUUCACGAGCUCAGCGUUGCUCACGGCUACGACUCCAACAUCAAGGUCCAGAACGCUCUCAUCAGCAUGUAUGGGAAGUGCAACGAACUUGACGCGGCUAGGCGAGUUUUCUCGAAAGUGAGAGCUCAUGACGUGGUCUCCUGGACGGCUUUGAUCGUGGCCUACACUCAGCACGGGAGGAACCGAGAAGCUCUCGAACUCUACAAGCAGAUGGAGGGAGAAGGAAUGGAGCCGGACAAGGUGACUUUCACAAGCGUUCUGAGCGCCUGUUCCAAUACCAGCGAUUUGGAGCUCGGGCAGGCGCUGCAUGCACGGCUCUUGGCGAGGAAAGAUGGAUUCAGCGAUGGAGUUCUGGUGGCAGCACUCAUCAACAUGUACGUUAAGUGUGGGAGGCUGGACUUGUCGAGUGAGAUUUUCCAGAGCUGCAAGGACACAAAGGCGGUCGUGGUGUGGAAUGCGAUGAUCACGGCCUACGAGCAGGAGGGAUACAGCAGGGCCGCUGUCGAUCUUUACGACAUGAUGAAGCAGCGAGGCUUGGAUCCGGAUGAGUCGACACUCUCGAGCAUUCUAAGCGCCUGUGCAGAGCUCCAAGAUUUGGAGAAAGGCGAGCAGCUUCACGUAGAGAUCAUUGCCUCGAGGGACUGCUCUCAAAAUCCGGUAGUUCUCAACGCGCUUAUCAGCAUGUAUGCGAGCUGUGGAGAGAUUCGCGAAGCCAAGGCGGUGUUCAAGCGGAUGAAGAACAGGGACGUGGUGUCGUGGACGAUUUUGAUCUCGGCUUACGUCCAAGGUGGUGACGCUCGAAGAGCUCUCAGGCUCUACCGGAGGAUGCUCGUGGAAGGAGUCCAGCCGACCGAGGUGACGAUGCUGGCGGUCAUCGCUGCGUGCUCAGCUAUGGAGUCACUCUGGGAAGGUAUAGUUAUUCACGCUUUGACAGACUCUAUGUUCUUCACGGACGCGGCUGUGCAGGCUGCGCUCAUCUCCAUGUACGCGAGGUGCAGGAGGCUGGAUCUGGCGUGCCAAGUUUUCAGGCAAGUCAGGCACCUCGAAUCCAGCGCAAACUGCUGGAACGCGAUGCUAGCAGCUUACUCGCAGCUCGGGCUCCCGGAGGAAGGCAUCCGGCUUUACUGGGAGAUGAGCUCCACAGGGAUCAAAGCCAACGAGGGGACUUUCGCUGGAGCUCUCGCUGCUUGCUCGAUGCUUGGAGCCGUGAGAGAAGGAUACAGGAUCCACGAGCAAGUCUCUUGCAGCAGAUAUAGCUCCGACCUCAGCCUCAAGACCGCGCUCGUCCACAUGUACGCCAAGUGCAACCGGGUUGACGCUGCGUUCCACGUCUUCGAGCAGCUCCAACCGGACGUGGUGGCCUGGAACGCCAUGAUCGCGGCCUAUGCUCAAAACGGCUAUGCAUGGCACGCUCUCGAGCUCUACAGCAAGAUGGUCAGCGAGAGCAACGUAACACCCGACGCUUACACCAUCACCAACAUCCUCAGCGUUUGCUCCAACGCGAGGCUGCUCGACAACGGGAGGACGAUCUUCGAGCAGGCCGUGAGGCAGAGCCCCGAGCUGGAGCGAAAUACGGCGGUGGAGUGCGCGGUGUUUAAUCUCUACGCAAAGUGUGGCAAGCUCGACGUCGCGACGGCCAUGUUCGAGAGGAUGGAGGCCAAGAACGCCGUGUGCUGGCAUGGGAUCAUCGCAGCCUACGCUCACCAUGGCUACGGCAUCGAGACGCUCUGGUUCUACCGUCUCUUUGAGCUCCAUGGCUACAAACCGCUGGAGCCGACUUUCCUGUGCGUGUUCUUGGCGUGCGGCCACGCCGGCCUCGUCGACGAGUGUAAGUGGUACUUCCAGUCGAUGAUCGAGGACAGGAUCACUCCAACUUUCGAUCACUACUCGUGCGUUGUGACGGUUCUAUCGCGCGCUGGGAAGCUGGAGGAGGCCGAGGAUUUGCUCCACAGCAUGCCGUUUAAUCCUGGCAGCGUGGGGUGGACGAGCUUGCUGGGGGCGUGUAGAACUCACGGGGAUUUGAAGCGGGCUAGGAGAGCGGCGGACGAGGCUAUGGAGCUGGAUCGACAGGACAGUGCUCCAUACGUGCUGCUCUCCAACGUUAACAUCUUCGCUGCGUCGGGGUGUCUGGAUCAUUUGCGCAAGAAAACCAAGCACAAUCAUCCUAAGUAAAGAAGGAUAAAAGUUUAUGCGGUGCCGUAGGCGCCAUCUUGUUGGUGCG